Messenger RNA from Entrophospora sp. SA101, 166 nucleotides. The record is from the annotation of a GenBank genome assembly. Lineage: Eukaryota; Fungi; Glomeromycota; Glomeromycetes; Entrophosporales; Entrophosporaceae.
AUGAUUGAUUCAACUGGGUUGCAGAUCUUCAAGGAUUUGCAAAUUGAAUUGGAUAGACAUUAUUGUUACUAUAAAGAUAAUAUUGAUGAUAAUAAUGCAGAGGAUAUUGAUAAUUUAAAAAAUGGUGAAAAUGAAGUUGAUAACAUUGAUAUUAAAAUUGCUGAUG